AUGCGGGUCCGCAGUGGCCGCUCGGCUGCGGGAGGGGAGCGGGGGCCGGGGCGGGGGCCGGGUCCAGGCCGGGGCCGGGGCCGGGAGAGGGGCGGUGAGCUGAGGGCGGGGGGUGUGGGUGUGGGUGUGGGUCCCGGGGCCGAGCUGUGGGUGUCGGGGCUGGUGCUGGUGUAUGUGCUGGGGGUCCGGGGCCUGGUGCAGGUCUCACUGCAGCAGCUGCUGCUGAGCAACAGCGACAACGACAACAGCAGCCACUUCAGCGCGGGCCGCGCCAGAGAACACCUUCAACACAUCACAGAAUUGGGUCCCAGACCCUCUGGGAGUCCUGCUAAUGAAAUCCUGACCGUCAACUAUCUUUUGGAACAAGUACAGAAGAUGAAAGAAGGAGGUGGGGCAGCGCACCAAAUCACAGUGGACGUGCAGAGACCGACAGGCUCCUUCAGCAUUGACUUUCUGGGGGGAUUCGGCAGUUAUUACGAUAACAUCAGUAAUGUGGUAGUAAAACUGGAACCAAAGCACGGGGCAAAGCACGCAGUGCUCGCAAACUGUCAUUUCGACUCAGUAGCCAACAGUCCAGGUGCCAGUGAUGAUGCAGUGAGCUGUGCAGUGAUGCUGGAGGUUCUGAAUUCCCUGUCCCAUCUGUCCACCCCCCUCCACCACGCCGUCAUAUUUCUCUUCAAUGGAGCAGAGGAGAAUGUUUUACAAGCCAGCCAUGGAUUUAUUACACAGCAUCCUUGGGCUAAGUUGAUAAGGGCAUUUAUUAACCUAGAGGCUGCUGGCGUGGGAGGGAAGGAGCUUGUUUUCCAAACAGGGCCUGAAAAUCCUUGGUUGGUUCAGGCAUAUGUCCGUGCAGCCAAACACCCGUUUGCAUCAGUUGUUGGUCAAGAGAUAUUUCAGAGUGGGGUUAUUCCCGCUGACACCGAUUUCCGAAUCUAUCGGGAUUUUGGCAAUAUUCCAGGGAUCGAUCUGGCUUUCAUUGAAAAUGGCUACAUUUAUCACACAAAGUACGACACAGCAGAUCGAAUUUCUUUAGAUUCCAUUCAGAGGGCAGGUGACAAUAUCCUGGCUGUGCUGCAAUAUCUAGCCACGUCUGUGGAGCUGGCUGACUCGAAGGCAUAUCGUCACGGAACCAUGGUGUUCUUUGACGUGCUGGGAUUGUUUGUGGUGGCCUACCCCGCCAGGAUUGGUGCAAUCAUCAACUAUUUGGUGGCCGCAGCAGCUAUAGUGUACCUGGCCAAAAAAUUCUCCGUGUCCAAAGGCCUUGGUUGCAACUAUUUGAAGGAUCUGCUUUACGCCAUUGGAAUCACAGUCAUAUGUUGGUUUACCAUCUUUUUCACCAUCCUCAUUGUUGCAGUGUUUGUCUCUCUCAUUGGGCAGUCGAUGUCUUGGUACACCCAUUUCUAUGUGUCCAUUGUCUUUUAUGGAUCAAUAGCCCUUAUCAAGUUGAUACUGAUUCAUACACUAGCAAAAAAUCUCUUCUAUGGAAGAGUGAACCUGCUGUUGCUGGCAGAGCUGUAUUAUGAUGCGACGCUGACCAUCUGGUGUUGCGUCUUGCUUUACUUCACCCAUCGAGACUUAUGUUCAGCCUAUGUGGCUGGACUCUGGGUUGCCUUUCCUCUGCUUACAAGGCUACUAAUUGGAAACAAGCUGAAGCAAAAUGGUUCUAUGGUGAAACCUACAGCCAUUUAUUUUCUGGGACUAUUUGUUCCUUAUCUACUUACUAUGUACCUGAUGUGGAGUGCGUUUGAAAUGUUCACCCCCAUCCUGGGUCGAAGUGGUACUGAGAUACCACCUGAUAUUGUGCUGGCCUCUAUUAUUGCUGGGUGCACCAUUAUUCUCACUGCUUAUUUUGUCGGACUGAUUUACCUGUGCAGGAGUACGAAACGCACACUGUUGACUUUGGGUUCUGUGUUUAUUGCUGCAGCCGUUCUUGUGUGCAGUGGAGCAUGUUUUCCCUAUUCCUCUAACCCCGAUAGUCCCCACCCAAAGCGUGUCUAUCUUCAGCACACAACAAGGACAUUCCGAGACCUUGGUGGGGAAAUUAUCAAGAGAGAUUCUGGAAUAUGGAUUAAUGCAUUUGAUUACACUCUCAUGUCCCAUGUUACCCCACAUAUACCGGAAAUAAAUAGUACAAUAAGAACCUCAUGUGAGAAUGCCCCUUUUUGUGGAUUUCCUUGGUAUCUGCCUGUUCAAAACCUCAUCAGGAAAAACUGGUACUUACCUGCUUCUGAAGUUUCACCCAAGACCCCUGUUGUUUUCAAACUGGUUUCCAAGCAAGUGAUGCCUUGGGACUCCACAAAAUUAAUCUUUGAGGUCACAGGCCCGUGUCAUAUGACACUAUACAUUCGGCCACAUGAAGGAACCUCGAUGGUCGGCUGGUCUUUUGGAGACGGGGAUCCUAUGUACAGCAACGAAGGAGAAUAUUUUGUGUUCUAUUCCCACGGACUUCAGGCGGCAGCGUGGCAGUUUUGGUUAGAGUUGCAGACUCCUGAGCCAACACCUAAUGGCACGGUCAGUGUUGCUAUAGCUUCUCAUCACCUCUUUGGAGAAGAUCAGUGGACAGCAGAACUGACAGCUCUGGAGAGGAGAUUUCCAGAAUGGACCUUCCCAUCCAGCUGGGUCAGCACCUAUGAUCUCUUUGUCUUCUAAUUUGAUCAUAGACGAGUGGAUCCAUUUAUUGAAUGAAGUACUGGAUGUGGGAUAGGUCAGAGAUUAUGUACUCGCAUACUGUGCAUUAUUCAUGGUGUCCAUAAAGUCCUGUCACCCCAUGUUUUUGUUUCUACAGUGCACUGACCAACAACUGAAACACGUAGAAGAAUGAUGAUCA
Messenger RNA from Callorhinchus milii (elephant shark), 2827 nucleotides. RefSeq names its product endoplasmic reticulum metallopeptidase 1. The transcript is spliced from 15 exons. Gene Ontology annotation, biological process: proteolysis. Gene Ontology annotation, molecular function: metalloexopeptidase activity. Bases 1 to 2649 code for a protein of 882 amino acids. The record is from RefSeq and is a predicted model, not a curated record. Lineage: Eukaryota; Metazoa; Chordata; Chondrichthyes; Chimaeriformes; Callorhinchidae.